AUGCUACCCUACCUAUUCCCAGACCUGUCCUCGUUUACCACUGCUGAGGACCUCAUUUCUCACCUUCGCACUAGUGACACCCGCUUUCGUUCCGCCCUUCCAGCCGAGUUCUGCGCCAAGAACCCCCCCUCCCCCCCCCCUCCGAUGUACUUUACUCUCUAUUUCCUCGUCACCCGCCUCCCUGACACUCCUAGCUCUGUCAUGGACCACUUCCUAGCCUUAUACCCUACCACUCUCACUGUCACUGUCUUCGAGAAGCACCUCCUAGCAGCAGAGAAGAACAUCCUUGUUGUAGCUGCUACUGUCGACCUCCUUGGUGCUGAGAAGGUUGCAGCUGCUUCCGCUCCUAGUGGGAAGCGCAGCGGCUCCAGGGGAGGCAGGGGUGGCGGACGUGGCGGUGGAGGGGACGGUGGUGGAGGCGGCGGGGGAGGUGGAGGUGGUGGGGGUGGUCGUGGGGGUGGAGGUGGUGGUGGGGGCGGUGGUGGUGCCGGGAGCAGUGGCGGUGGCGGCAGCUGUGGUGGCGGAGGGGGGAGUGGUGGUGGCGGCGGUGGUGGGGGCUUGGGUGAGACCAGUGGUGGCCAGGGGCAGCAGCAGCAGCAGCCGCAGUAG
This is a messenger RNA of Closterium sp. NIES-65, 609 nucleotides long. NCBI's taxonomy places the organism in Eukaryota, Viridiplantae, Streptophyta, Zygnematophyceae, Desmidiales, Closteriaceae. The record is from the annotation of a GenBank genome assembly.